This is a messenger RNA of Magallana angulata, 3323 nucleotides long. RefSeq names its product tectonic-2-like. The record is from RefSeq and is a predicted model, not a curated record. Gene Ontology annotation, biological process: cilium assembly. Lineage: Eukaryota; Metazoa; Mollusca; Bivalvia; Ostreida; Ostreidae. The coding region runs from base 106 to 2688 and encodes 860 amino acids. The transcript is spliced from 14 exons.
UUUUUUUAUGAAUUGGAUUGUUUAACAAUGGCGGAAAAUACGAGCUCGUACUACUAAGGAUGUGAUUUCUACACGAUAGGGGCAUUUUGGAUAAGAAAUUGAGCUAUGUUUCCCUAUAUUUUUAUCCUUUUAAGUUUUGCCAUCGACCAGUCACACAGUCAAGCUGGAACCAAUGCACCAAGGCUGGCACUGUAUCCUCCUCCAUUCACAACAACAUCUACAAGAUUUGGGUUGCUGGUUGUGAUAACCAACCCAAAUGCCACAACUGGAGCCAUCUCCCUACAGUGUCAGGCUAACUUAUUUUCAUUCAUUAGCAAUGCCCAGAAUGCAGUAAACAACCCACCAUGUGGAAACCCUAGCAUCAUAGCCACCACUGCAGCACCCCCUACCCCAGGCCCCGGUGUAACUGUUGACCCUAAUGUGACAACUUCUGCUCCUGUAUUUGGUACAACUACAGCUCCCACAGCUGGUGACUGGGGCGUUCUAGAGGUUCAGGCUUUACAACCUGAUCAGCAAAUAUAUCAUCAGCCUGUCAAAGUGUCGCGGAAUGUGGCAGCCACUGAGUCCGUGCGGGAAUAUGUGGUGGUCAGCUGCUGCACUCUUGCUCUGACCCAGAAUCUGCAGGUCGCCACUUUGGUGGUGGCUGAUCUCAGUAGGAACAGGACAGUCAACUGGGAUCAAGCUGCAGCUCGAGUAAAUAUUGAUACAGGGACAGCAUACCAGAAUCCAGCUUUUGUCAAUAUUUCACCAUGCCCAUGUGACAUUACCCAGAAUGCCUGUGAUAUGGAUUGCUGCUGUGACAAUGACUGUACAGCAUCAGAUACAAGUUCCUUUCGGGGGUGCAUCAGUGGACUCCCUGGGGGUCAGGCAGCACCUUACCCUGAGUAUUACUGUAAGUCAGCUCAUGUUCUGAAGGAGGACUGGUUCCCACUGAUGUGUGUGGAGAGGGAGUAUAAUGCUCUUAUUGGAUUCUUUUAUGCUGCUUCCACCACCAUAAGAAACUCCGAAGCUCUGGACAACAAAGUAGCAUCAGAAAGCUUCUAUUCAUACAGCCGUCCCAGUUUGUCAACAUCUCAGACCACCAUCUAUAAAAAAGGAACAUCUGUGAAGUCUAUUACAGCAGGUGUAGCUGCCAGGAGGGUGGGGACAGUGGUUCUCCCCCAGAGGAUUCUGUCCGGUCAAUGUUUGACCACCGCUCCUGUCCGCUACCUGGAGGAUCAGCAGUCUGACUGCACCUUUUCACUGACCAGAGAUCUGUGUAGCAGUGACAGCAUCUUCAGUGGCUAUUUCUACCUGCAGCCUUCCUCCAAUCCACUAGCCUUUGCUGUCCAAGGUAGUCCAACAGAUGAUAAUGCAGCAGAGACCAAUGUCAAUUAUUUCUGUACAUCAGAUUUCUCUGGCUAUGUCAAAAACUCCUCAGCAACCAUUCCUAAUGUCACAACCUCAACUUUCUUCAACUUUGCCCUACCCUCUGAUACAGCUUGUUUAGAUGUGUGUGGGAAUUACAUUUGUGAAGAAGGUGUAAUAACUGACACCACCGAACCCACCAGGGGGACUCGCUGUCCAUUUGACAAUGGGUCCACUCUCCCGCCAGUACCCAACAUCAAUGGCAAUACUUGCGAGAAUGCUGUGUUAGAUGUGAAGUAUGAAUUUCAGUGGAAAGGCACAAGAAUAGUUAAGGUAGAUGCUACUGUGAUUUUGGGCAAUAUUCCACUGUUAGCUGAGGUCACUCAGAGGUAUGAAGCCAAGUUCAACCAUCAGUAUGUCGCCAAUGGAACAGUUGCUUCAGAUAAUUACAGAAACGUCACCACAACGUACGACCGCUCAACAGGAUAUGACUUUGGGAAGCCUCUACAGAGUGGCAUGGAGAUAAUUAAUCAGACAGACAACACGUUCAUGUACGUCAACACCAACAGAUCCCAGCAAAUGGCUGUGUGGGACACAGGUGCAGAUGGACUGUGUUUCAAUGCUGGCAGAAGGCAGAUUGAGUUUGGGAAUGAUGUUUUCUCUAGUUGUUUUGUCAAGCUUUCACUGCAAGACCUCAAUAACUGUUCCAAUAUUAGGAAAACAUUAGUCAACAGAUUAAAUAAUUUAAUGAAAGCAGAUAAAAUUGGUCGCCUUGGCAACAAUAACUACUUGAAUUCAGCUUAUUGGAUCAACGUAGCAAGAGAGGAUAUAUCAGCUGAAUGUACAGGGUAUCUGGCAUCUCUAGAUGAUGCUACUAAUAACAGUAGACUAUCCUACGAGGCCCGCGGACUGUGUGUAGACAUCAUCAGUGGCAUCCACCUCGAUGUUAUGUAUGCCGUCACCGGGAAACUGAAUGCCACUCCCAUUUAUGAAGUCAUUGGAUCCAGAAUAAGUUAUGUUAAGUCUGAGUGGCAGUUGACAUGUCCUAAAGGGGAGACAAAUGCUUGCAACACGCCAGGUUUUGUGGACACUUUUGAGGUCACCAGCUCUGUCAGAUUUACUUUGGUGCCAGGCAACACACCAGAAAGACUACCAAGGUACCAGGAUAGUAAGUACAAGGACAUCUGUUCUCAGGACGUUUGCUGGGAAGCGUUCAUCUACCCGAUCUCCUCUUACUACGAGGGUGUGGACAAAGAUCAGGUCCUCAUCCAGGUCCUCCUCAUCAUUGUCAUCCUCAUUGGCUUCCUAGUCUUCCUCAGGCCUUGGUGGUAUAUCAUCUGAUCAUCGCUAGGAUUAUCUGAUCAUAGGCUAGGAACUGUGAUAUUACUAAUGCUCUGAGAACCUGAAUUGAUUGGUCGUCUAGAAAGUCGAAGAAUGAGUGACAAAGUGAAAAUAAGGAUUAAGGUUGUUUAUAGACAUAGGAUGGUGGAUGGAAGGAACAAAAGGUUUCCAAAGAAUUUAACAUUCACCUGUGGCAGGACUUUGUUAUGAAUGACUGUGAGGAUAAGACGGUGAUAAAAACUCAAAAUAUAAUGAUUUUCCUAUGUUACCAAAGAGAUGAAGUGUCAGCUUUGGUGGAUGUCAUUCUUGACAUGGAAUGGUAUAGUUUAAAUAUAAUUACCAGAUCCUCUGUGUCAGAGACUUAAUGUUUGUCAAGUUUAUUCCGUCCAAUCUAAGGCUUGUGUGUCAGAAAUGUUUUGAUAUUUGCCAAUGAUUUUGUGAACUCUACAUGUAAUAACAUUUGUUUUGAAUGUAUAGUUUACAUUAUCAGUAAUUUAAACAUGUUAGUGCAGAAAUUAUGUACGCAAGUGCUUGUUUGUACAUGUAUGAUUUACUGUGAGAAAUGAUUAUCAUGAAUUAGAAUUUACAUGUAUGUGUAUUUAUACAAAAAUAAAUUAUUUUUUAUACAAUGGAAA